This is a messenger RNA of Verruconis gallopava, 525 nucleotides long. RefSeq lists its product as uncharacterized. The transcript has a single exon. The record is from RefSeq and is a predicted model, not a curated record. NCBI's taxonomy places the organism in Eukaryota, Fungi, Ascomycota, Dothideomycetes, Venturiales, Sympoventuriaceae. The coding region runs from base 1 to 525 and encodes 174 amino acids.
AUGUGGGCGACAGGCGCGAACAAGACGAGCGAUCCUACGGGCGCACCGGUGGCACGUUGGGUCUCGAUUGUCGUACUAGUGCGCGAAGCGAGAGCUGAGUCUGUGUCUGAUUUCGGGCCGACACGGAGGCAAACACCGCAACUGAAAGCCAAUUCGGGGCCAGCAGACAGGACGGUUCUUGGACAGGAGAUGGGAAACUCGGGCAAGAAAUGGGAAACCGCCAGGGAGCAGACGACGGAUUCUCAAGGGCAGGGAGAAAAGAGCAUGAUGAGCCAUGCCCUGGUCGACGAAGACGCGCACCAGAAAACGGCACAUGCCUUCGUCCUGUCGAAACAGCCAUGGCCGCGGUGGGCUCGACGGCCAUCACGGCUGAGACUAGCAAAGGAUCCCCAUGCACGGCCGAUGGCUGCGAUGGACAAGAAUGUGGCGAUUGGCCUUGCAAUCGACGAUCGUGUUGCAGGAGCCAUGCACUCGAUUUCCAAAAUGUGGCUAGUGCCGUCAUUGCUUGGCUGGUGGGCUGGGUAG